Messenger RNA from Lasiosphaeria miniovina, 2096 nucleotides. RefSeq lists its product as uncharacterized. Lineage: Eukaryota; Fungi; Ascomycota; Sordariomycetes; Sordariales; Lasiosphaeriaceae. Bases 450 to 2096 code for a protein of 548 amino acids. The transcript is spliced from 5 exons. The record is from RefSeq and is a predicted model, not a curated record.
GUGGUCUAUCACAUCUCAGGCACAGCAAGGGUGCCCAAGGUUUGACCGUUUAAUCUAUUGUCGACGGCCAGGAGCCCUAUCGCGAGUGCGCGCAGCAAGUGGUCCGGAAAUAGGGGAGCCUACCAAAUCCACCUGCCUGUCCAAGUUUACAGUGCAGUUACACGUAUGGUAUUCGUUUGUUUCGCGCGGCCUUCAGGCUCUCCAGCGAGAGCCUCGAGCUUGGGUCCAUGAGACUGGAAAGGCGCCUUAUCAACGGCUAUGAGCGUCGGAGGAAGUUGGGUGUGCCGUCUCGCGUCCAUGGCCUCUCGUGGGCUCGCUCUGUGCUACGGCGAUUCCUAUUUCCCUAAAAUGCCGUUUAAUAUGCCCCCUCUCCUUCUCUCCAUGUCUUGCCCUCAUCUUAGCUGUCUCUCCGGUGCCAAGGGGUCGGAGGUGGAGCGUUUGCUUUGCUCAUGACUAUGGCUGCCCCCAAUUAUCAUGACAGCCAUGUCACCAAUAGAUGGUGUCUGGCGGGCCUCGUUAUCAGUUGGCUUAUUGCCAUUGCUGCCUCUUUGGCCAGUGCGAUCUUGUUCAAGCAAGAGAUCCAAAACGGCCGCGCUACGCAGAUACUUAUAUGGGACACCUGGAGAGAAGUUUUGCCUCUGGGACUCGAUGUUUUGGUCACUCUACUCAACGACAGCAUGGGCUACAUUCACACCUGCACCCUCCGGUGGUCAUUGCAGAGAGAAGGCAAGCUUGAGUGCAACUCGAACUUGCCGCCGUCUACCUUCCUGGCAUUGCCCUCGCUUACGGCUCAACCUCGCUCAAUCUUCUUGACCCUGAAUCCCGAUCUUGCGGAUCUCCUGAAACACAACUACGAUUUCACAGAUGCCUUUGACUUCCACAUCAAUGCCAUUGCGCUUCUAGCGUUUGGCGUCGGCCUACUCCUCCAAGCCAUCGUCACAACAUGGGCGUUGGCCAAAACAGACGUCCUGACAUGGAGCUCCAACCCUCUUGAUCCUCGAUCCGGUCGGUGCAUGAUGAGCGUUCAUUUGGCCAAAGAAGAUGCGCGUAGUCUGAAGCCUUUGGCCAAGCAGGAAAACAUGUUCAAGGCCGAUCGCAGAGUACGGCGUAUUCUUUAUCUCUUAGGGUGCCUUCCUUUGGUGAGCGUGAUUUGGGGGGGCGCUCUUCUCGUUUACAUCAGAGAGGGCUUUCCGAAGACCGUUCUAGGGCAAUCGUGGUCCUUUCUCCCCUCGUUUCAGGGCAUCACCGACUCGAAUUGCAGUGCAUUCCGAUGCUCCACCGGCACUUCUGUGGUGAACCUCAAUUUGGGUGCUGACAACGGGCCCGCCGGUAUGGUCCCGGCUGUCCUUCUAACCACCGGCGUCCAGUCGGUAGUCACAAUAUCUCUGCACUGCGCGGAACUAAUAGUCAACAUGUCCCGAGACGAGAAGAUAUACCGCGCCUUAAUUGGCCCCAAGGGCACCAACGGCCACUACAACUCGAUAGUUGCGGCAUUGACGGCAUGGCAGACAGUCGUUCUAUUCUUGCUGAAAUCUGGCGUCCACUGGCUGUUCGGUCUAGCCAUCAACCUCCAGUUUCGAAUUGGGAUCAACAUGUAUCCACCACAGGUCAUCUACUUUGCUGCUCUUACCCUCGCUACUACGAUAUUUGGGGUUUUUCUUUCUGUUUUCUGUCGGCCCAAAGGCUCUCUACCUGCCUCUUACGGUCACAUCCAGACAAUUGCAGACAUUGUCGACGACUGGGCCGACUCUGGUUGCAUGUUCUGGGGCGUCAAAGAUCACGGAAAGACAGGUACGGACACCCGAAAAGUCCCGCUGCCUGACAAAAGGGCAUGGUACGGCGGCCUGGAUUAUCGCGACCUCCGAAAUCCACAACAAUUCAGGAAUACCUUCCUCUGCUUCCUUAUGCCUUCGUUUCCCUCGUCCUUGUACAGGCAGACCCAAUAUCCCUCUCGGACCCAGCUAGCUCGGAACUACCCCAGCAACAACAGUCUGAACAGUGUCUUUUCGGCAUAUUCAGGGUAUUCGGAGCACACCACCCAGAGCAUCGAGCCACUCUUGGCUGGAUAUAGCGGCCAAAGGGCCGUGAGCGGUUAA